Belonocnema kinseyi is the source of this 879-nucleotide messenger RNA. RefSeq names its product putative peptidyl-prolyl cis-trans isomerase dodo. Lineage: Eukaryota; Metazoa; Arthropoda; Insecta; Hymenoptera; Cynipidae. Gene Ontology annotation, cellular component: nucleus; cytosol. Bases 173 to 661 code for a protein of 162 amino acids. The transcript has 3 exons. Gene Ontology annotation, molecular function: protein binding; peptidyl-prolyl cis-trans isomerase activity. The record is from RefSeq and is a predicted model, not a curated record.
AUACACGGAAGACACAGACACAGCGGCAGCAUAUUUCGCUCGUAUUUAGUGGGUGUGUGUAUGUCUCUAAUUUUGUUAUAUUUUUAAGACGUGUAAUUAUUUGUUGUCGGUUUUCGCAGUUGAAGUAUCUUACAUUAUCAUCACACUUUAAAUUAAAACACUUUCCAUAACUAUGUCUGACGAAGAACUACCAUCGGGUUGGGAAAAACGCCUCAGCAGGUCUACCGGUCAAUAUUAUUAUUUAAACACAUAUACAAAAGAGAGCCAAUGGGACAGGCCAGAUAAACCGGCGGAUCAAUCAGGAAAUGGAACAGAAAGUGGCCCUGAAGAAGUUCAAUGUUCUCACCUUUUAGUCAAACACUCCGGAUCUCGUCGACCAUCCUCUUGGAGAGAAGAAAAUAUCACCAGAUCCAAAGCAGAAGCUUUGGAACUUAUCAAUUCGUAUAGAGAACAACUCGUAUCUGGAAAAGCCACCUUUUCCGAACUUGCCUCUAAAUACAGCGACUGUAGUUCUGCGAAGCGUGGCGGCGAUCUUGGGCCAUUUGGACGAGGCGCAAUGCAGAAACCUUUUGAACAAGCUGCUUUUGCCUUAAAAGUCGGCGAACUUUCUCAAGCAGUUCACACGGACAGUGGAGUUCAUAUAAUCCAGCGAACUGCCUGAACCCAUUCCUAAUAAAACAGAGAAUGCCGAACUAUGAUCACAACGCAACAUUUUGUGUACCCAUUAUCAUAAUUCAUGGAUUGUGGUUCCACAUAAUCACAGCUGAAAAGCUUAGCUCAAAUUUGUUUCCAGUUUCUGUUUAAUUGUAAUGUUACGGUUAAUUACAUUUUUUGGGCUCUACUAGCAGUUUCGAAUAAAAUAUAACAUUAUCCAAUUAA